AUGAGAAACAGAGAAUUACCCAAUAUUUAUUCGAGCUGCACAAAGAAUGGCAUAUUUACUGUGAAAUCAUGCUAUUGGCUUGCAAGAGAUGUAAUGGCUGUGGUGGGUGAUGUGGGAAGUAAUGAGGACUACUGGAGAUUGGUGUGGAACACACAAGGGCCUCCCAAACUCAAGCACUUUUUAUGGGGUGCUGUUAAGGGGAACCUCGCUGUGAAGGAUCGACUUGUGCAGCGACAUGUCACUAAUGACGCUACUUGUCAUAUUUGCGGUGGGGCGAGAGAAACGAUAAUUCACUCCUUGUUCGAAUGUUCUGCAGCUAAAGAAAUCUGGGAGCAUAGCGAGCUUUCUGAACACUUAAUUGAUUCUCCUACCGAAUCCUUCAUUGCUAGAUGGAAGUGGCUAUAUGGUAAGGUGGAGGGAAGUAUAUUGAGGCGUAUGGCUGCUCUAAUGUGGGCAGCGUGGCGUUGCAGGAACUUGAUUGUCUUCGAAAAUGAGCACCCUGAUGUUGUGAUAUGCUUGUGGCUGGUUUUUGCAGCUACGACUAGUAGCGUGGUGCAGAAGUGCCCCCCGCAAGGAUGCAUCAAAGCCAAUGUUGAUGUGCAUGUACCUGCGGUGGGAAAUACGGGGUUGUGGAUUGUAUUCAGAGAUGCCGAUGGUCGUUUUGUGUUGACAACCAUGAAGAAAAUGGAGGCCUCUACCCCAGAGUGUGUUGAAGCAUAG
Messenger RNA from Chenopodium quinoa (quinoa), 720 nucleotides. RefSeq lists its product as uncharacterized. The transcript is spliced from 2 exons. The coding region runs from base 1 to 720 and encodes 239 amino acids. NCBI's taxonomy places the organism in Eukaryota, Viridiplantae, Streptophyta, Magnoliopsida, Caryophyllales, Amaranthaceae. The record is from RefSeq and is a predicted model, not a curated record.